Messenger RNA from Rubroshorea leprosula, 1802 nucleotides. Lineage: Eukaryota; Viridiplantae; Streptophyta; Magnoliopsida; Malvales; Dipterocarpaceae. The record is from the annotation of a GenBank genome assembly.
AAUUACUGUAACACGAGGAAUCUCAUCAUUGGACAACACCCAUUUGUUUGAAGUUUAACAUCUUUUUGCAGUUCUCUUUCAUCUUCCCAACUCUGACUUCCAUUUGCAGAGUUGGGUUUGACAAAUUCUGGCUCCAAUACAAGGGGAAAGAAGCAUUGAUCUGGUGUGUUCUGGACCCAGAUGUCUCCUCCCUCGUAUGGAACUGCUUUUGCGGGAGGGACUGUUGGGAAUAAGCAGAAUUACAUAGAGCAUCAGGUGUCAAAGAUGGAUACUCUCGCUGGGGUUGCCAUCAAGUAUGGGGUAGAGGUAGCCGACAUUAAGAGGUUGAAUGGUUUGUCCACCGAUCUUCAGAUGUUUGCUUUGAAGACAUUGCUGAUACCAUUGCCAGGAAGGCAUCCUCCGUCAUCCAGUUUUUCCAGUGCUUCUUCUGCUUCUGUAGAAGAAAAUGGCUGGGGGAAGAGAGAAAAUGGCUGCAGGAAGAUAUCACCUCAUAUUGGCCAAUCAAACAUCUCAGAAUCAUUUCAACCUCUAAGACUGAAACCCCCUAAGCAGAAGGUUUCUCCAGCCAUGAGCACCUUACAAAAGUUCUAUGGUCUGAAAACUCCAAAUCACAAGGGUGCAUCUGAAGGUACAGAAAUGGCUGUCUACGGAACAGGGAGCUUGGAUUUCUUAAGCAAUGGUCUGAUACCUAAAGCCUCACCACUUGCUAACAAUCAUUCAGAUCAGCAUCGCAAGUCUAGAAAUUUGGGUAAUGGCCUUUUGCCUGAGAAUGAAGUGAAUGGGCAUGUCCCUCUUGCGGAAGCUGGAGAGGGAGAGGGUGAGAGAUCCAGUGAAAAGUCUGUACGAAGGCGUCAGAAAGCUGAGGCUGAUUUCAAAGCUGGUACACCAGAAAGGUUGAUGAAAGAAGAAAAUGGUGGUGGAAGCAGUGGCUUCUCACCAAUAAUAGGAAAAGGUCUAGCCAUGAGAACCAAAUCAGCCAGCCGUCCACUGCUUACUGCAGAAUCAGAUUCAGGAUGGUUAAAUCCUAUUCCGAUUGGUUUGGGAGAUUCUAUAAUCCCAGAUGGUCUAGGUGGAGUUCGUAAAUCAUCAAGCACUCCGGCCCUCCAAGAGCAGGAAAAUGGUCAUUCAUCAUCUGUUUGGACAACUUCAAAAUGGAGUUUGAAACCUGACUUGCAGGCUCUUUCAACUGCUGCAAUCACAAUACCAUUAUUUGAUGGCUUGCCAAAUCCAAUAGCUGGACGAAGGAGCAAGGCUGCCCUUGAUUAGCAAUUCCUAUGGCAUACAUAUUACUCUACGUUGUCAUUUUAGUGUCAAAGUAUAAUUGGAAGGGUAAAAACCCUUUGAAAAGACAGGUAAACAAAACAACAUACUAUCAACAGAUGAGCCUUAUACAAGUGUGGAUAUCAUGAAGAGUUUUACUAGCAAAUAGGUGGUUAGGUGGUGCAGCUUGAGUAAGCAUCAAUGAAGGCGGUCUUCUACCUCGGACGUUUCACAGUUUUAAAAUUUAAUUGUAAUGUUCUGUCCCAAAUAUAAUAAAUCAUGGUUGUCCCACCUGAGUUGGGAAUUCAAAUGUACUAAUAAUCUUUUAUUGAAUGGUGCAGCUCCUUUUGUAUUGGAGGCUUACCUUUACUCAACUCAAGGUCUGCAUUUUCUUUUUCUUUUAGAAGGAAUGCAAUAACGUGUCUUAAAAGAUCAUUGGAAGAGAGAUUAGUAUUCAACUGUACAAAAACUUACUCGAGACACCUUAAUUAUAUAUAUAUAUAUAUAUAGAAGGAAUUUGCUUAUAAAUAAGUUUUACACAG